CAGUAUAUUUAUUUAUUAAAUCCGAACUAUACUUGAAUGCAGGGAAGAGUUGUCUAAAUGUACAUACCUUCGGUAGUCAGACCAGCAAUUCGAUUCAUGGUCCUCGUGAGGUUUACCACUAAAAACCCUAAUUUAUGAUAAUUUUGGUUUGGCGCGACUUCGAGCUUUGAAUUGGUUGAUCAAUGGCGAUUCUUCCUAUCCUCCAAUUCGAAGAACAAAUUUUAGAAACAGUGGAACGAAACCCAGUCGCAGUAAUCAUCGGCGAGACUGGGUCAGGAAAGAGCACUCAACUCUCUCAGAUGCUUCACAAACGUGGUUACACCAAAUCUGGAAUGAUCGCCGUCACUCAACCUCGACGAGUCGCUGCUGUCUCUGUCUCUAGACGGGUUGCGCAGGAGCUUGGUGUUCGGCUGGGGGAGGAAGUGGGUUAUGCAAUUCGAUUUGAAGAUAGAACUUCAGAGAGAACUCGCAUUAAAUACCUUACUGAUGGAGUUCUCCUUCGUGAAAGUCUUUCUAAUCCGGAGCUCAAUCAAUAUUCUGUGAUCAUUUUGGAUGAAGCUCACGAGAGGAGUCUAAACACGGAUAUAUUGCUGGGACUGAUGAAACGGCUAAUUAAAAUGCGUGCAUCCAAUUUGAAGGUUUUGAUCACUUCAGCUACUCUCGAUGGUGAAAAAGUGUCCAGAUUCUUCUCUGACUGCCCCAUACUAAAUGUCCCAGGGAAAUUAUUUCCUGUGGAAAUUUUACACAGCGCAGAGAGCCCGAAGAGUUAUCUUGAGUCUUCUUUGAAAACAGCUAUUGAUAUUCAUGUUCAGGAACCAGAAGGUGAUAUCUUAAUUUUCAUGACUGGACAGGAUGAUAUAGAGAAGUUGGUAUCUAAGCUGGAGGAGAGAGUUCAACGCCUGGAGGAAGGAUCCUGUAUGGAUGCUAUAAUCCUUCCUCUUCAUGGAUCUUUGCCACCUGAAUUGCAGGUGCGGGUAUUUGCUCCUCCUCCUCCAAAUUGUAGGCGAUUUAUUGUGGCCACAAACAUUGCUGAAACGUCUUUAACUGUUGAUGGUGUUGUGUAUGUUAUUGAUUCUGGUUAUGUGAAGCAACGGCAAUACAACCCAUCAACUGGCAUGUAUUCCCUUGAUGUUGUUCAAAUUAGCAAGGUGCAAGCUAAUCAGCGUGCAGGGCGAGCUGGAAGAACACGUCCUGGGAAGUGCUAUCGUUUAUACCCAUCCAUGGUUUACAAUGACAACUUCCUGGAUGCAACAGUCCCUGAAAUCCAGCGGUCUUCUCUUGCUGGCAGUGUUCUUUAUUUGAAAUCAUUGGAUCUCCCUGACAUCGAUAUCCUCAAAUUCAAUUUUCUUGAUCCCCCUUCUUCUGAGACUUUGGAAGAUGCUCUUAAGCAACUAUAUCUCAUUGAUGCUAUUGAUGAAAAUGGAUCGAUUACAAGUGUGGGACGAACAAUGGCUGAGCUUCCACUGGAGCCUUCACUCUCCAGAACCUUAAUGGAGGCAAAUGAAAAUGGUUGUUUAUCCCAGGCUUUGACGGUUGCUGCUAUGUUAUCUGCGGAAACAACAUUACUUCCUGGUCGAAGCAAGAGCACUGAAAAGAAGAGGAAGCAUGCUCCAGACCUUCCUGAUGGUUCUGGCUGGGGCGAUCACAUCCAACUAUUACAGAUCUUUGAGCAUUGGGAUCAGACUGACUAUGAUGUAGAUUGGUGCAAAGAUAACAGCUUGCAGGUGCGAGGGAUGCUAUUUGUCAAAGAUGUUCGGAAACAGUUAUCUCAAAUAAUGCAGAAGAUAGCAAAAGGACCCUUGGAUGUACGGACAAAGGAAAGAUGGAAAGAAAGCCGACAGGAUUAUAUGAAUUUGAGGAAGGCUUUGUGCGUUGGCUAUGCAAAUCAGCUCGCUGAGCGAAUGAUUCGCCACAAUGGCUAUAGAACUAUUGGUUUUAAGUCCCAACUUGUGCAGGUGCAUCCAUCCUCUGUACUGAGAACUGAUGAAGAGGGAAUGCUUCCAAAUUAUGUUGUGUACCAUGAGCUUAUUGUUACCUCACGUCCAUACAUGCGAUAUGUGUGUGCAGUAGAGAUGCCAUGGGUCAGACCCAUCUUACAGAAACUUGAGAAACUGAAUAUUAACAAACUCAGUGGUGGAUCUAGUCAGUCUGAAGAGAGUUUUGACGGAGAAAGCUCCAACUUGCCAAAAAGAGUGGUUGAUGUUGUUGGGCCUACUGCUGACCCUGGCAGCAUGAUCCAAGCAGCUCGGGAACGUUUUCUUGCCCGGAAAGCAAAUAGAUAGUGUUACUAAUUGGAAUGUGGAAUUGGUACAAUGAUAGUCUCCACUGGAUGGGAAUUAACUUUACUGUAGCUGAUGAGAGCAAGGAUUGCUGAUACUUCUUGAAGUCUCAACUAUUCUGUUAAUGUCAUCUCAAUCUUUUUCUUAUUUGGGAGACGAUAUUAAUGUGAGGCAACCCUCGGAACACGUCAUGAAGGCAAGUUUACUUCUGAUUUUGCCGAAUUUUGUCUCCAACAAGACGUUAAUUCACUGCCUGCAACUAUUAUGCUAGUAGCGGUAUGACAUAUACUCUGUAAAUUCUUAUAUUUAGUUACAGUAGUCAGUUGUACUCAAAUAUAGGGGAGAAACAAAAAUCAGUUGCAUUUCUUCACAUGAUUUGGAGGAAUAAUACAUCACACUUAAAACAUUAAACUUUGUACCAUUUUGCAAUUCUUUUUCUUUUAUUUUUAGAGAUGGGUCUAUUCAUGACCCAAGUGUUUCAUUGCUAACUCUUGAUAUGUUGUUGUAAGAGAAAGUUUGAAUUAGUCAUUCUUCAAUGUAUUGAAUUUUUGCUA
Molecule: messenger RNA, 2833 nt
Organism: Cornus florida
Lineage: Eukaryota; Viridiplantae; Streptophyta; Magnoliopsida; Cornales; Cornaceae
Product: probable pre-mRNA-splicing factor ATP-dependent RNA helicase DEAH4
Exons: 16
Coding region: 183-2282 (699 amino acids)
Cellular component (GO): intracellular anatomical structure
Molecular function (GO): ATP hydrolysis activity; ATP binding; RNA binding
Source: RefSeq, a predicted model, not a curated record